UAUUAUGGAUAAUUGUGAGCAGUGAGCAAGAAAUUCAGAAGCUCUCUCUUCUCCACCCUCCAAAGCAAAACACACACACUGUUCAAUUCAAUGGCGGUUUCUUCAAUUUCCGCAACCCUAAUUCCUUCUCUUCCCCUCUCCAAUUCUUCUCCAUUUCCUUCCUCUAAAGCCAAGCUCACUUCUUUCUCUUUGCCCGCUUCCCACAAUGUCACAAAGCUUCCAGCUUUGAGACCCUCACUGUUGUCAUCCACUAGGGUCUAUGCUGCUCCUGAAGUCCUCGAUAGCCCAGUUCCGCCUCCAGAAAUCCUUGAAGGGCCCAAUUCCGACGAGACUCCGAGCACUUCGUCACUCAGCAUUGGUGGGGAUGAUAAGAUAACACCGAAGCAGAAGAUUAGGAUUAAGCUUAGAUCGUACUUUGUGCCUCUGAUAGAGGAUUCUUGCAAGCAGAUAAUGGAUGCUGCAAGGAACACAAAUGCAAAGACUAUGGGCCCUGUGCCCUUACCAACUAAAAAGCGGAUCUACUGUGUUCUGAAAUCACCCCAUGUCCACAAGGAUGCAAGGUUCCAUUUUGAGAUCCGUACCCACCAGCGACUUAUUGACAUUCUUUACCCAACUGCCCAGACGAUCGAUUCCUUGAUGCAACUUGACCUUCCUGCUGGAGUUGAUGUUGAGGUCAAGCUUUGAAGAAAGGGGGCAGCUUAGGUGCUGGAUUGCAAGUAAAAGCACAUGAAGGAGGAUUCAAUGGUUCACAUUCAUUUUAUGGAGGGCGACAGACCUUAAGAGCAAGUUUUCUGAUAAUUUGACCCUUUCCUGAAAUUGUUGUGUUUGUCAAUGAUAUAAGCAUAUUAUGGGAUAAUUGAACUGCCGGUUUUGGAUCGGAAAUGAAAUAUAGAGAUUGGCAUUUGUUUA
This is a messenger RNA of Rosa chinensis, 909 nucleotides long. RefSeq names its product 30S ribosomal protein S10, chloroplastic. Gene Ontology annotation, molecular function: structural constituent of ribosome; RNA binding. Gene Ontology annotation, cellular component: ribosome; mitochondrion; small ribosomal subunit. The transcript has 4 exons. The coding region runs from base 91 to 684 and encodes 197 amino acids. The record is from RefSeq and is a predicted model, not a curated record. Lineage: Eukaryota; Viridiplantae; Streptophyta; Magnoliopsida; Rosales; Rosaceae. Gene Ontology annotation, biological process: translation.